ACUGCAGCUGACUAUUCCACUUGUGAACUGCUGAGACUGAAAAAAAACGUAGAAAGUACAGGGGCCACUUACUCAGAAAACCCUGUGUAGGUAAGUUUCCUGUCCAUUCACAUAAGGCUCAUACAGCUGUAUCCUAGCUGUUCACUGUAUCCUAUACUUAUCUCAGAUGAAGAUGUCUUCAUAAUCCAGUCGAUCACCAGGAAAAAGGGUCAGAGUAAGCAACCUUGCCUGACACCGGUCUUUACUUUGAACGAGUCUGUGAGCUGUCCUCCAUGCACGACUUCGCAGUUUAAUAAUAUAGAUAUAUAUGUAUAUAUAUUUAUAUGAUAUUCAUACAUAGAUUAUGUAUACAUAUAUGUAUCCUGAGUCAUGAGUUUACACAUCAAUUUUCCUGUAUUGGUUUUUAAAGCCUACAUCAUUGCUUCAUCUCCCAGAAUAAAGUCCCUCAUUCUUUUGUUUAUAAACUCGUAAACUAGUAGUGGGUGUGUUAUUAUUAUAUUUACAUCCAAAAGUGCGAUUCAUUCAUCUGUAAAGAUUAUUCAGUAGACAAUUUUUAUUUACAAUUCAGGCUUUUCAAAAAAAUGUCACAUAAUUAUCUGAGUGGGAAGCACGGGAUAUUGUGAACUUUACGCGAACUUCAUGGGGCGUUACCCUAAUUCUGAUUGGUUAACCCAGGGCUGUCAUUAUGUUGUACUUUUACCAUGUUGCUUUGUACCAUUUUGUUAUUUGCACACUGCCGUUUCAGUUUUAGUUAUUAUUAUAUCUUGUUUAAGCUCUCGUUGGAGUUCACUACGCGACCGACCGACUAAACUAAUUACCCUUGCUAUUGUUAAGAUCUAGUAGUGACUUUAUCACGGUCUUCAAAUCGGUUAGUUAUAAUUCUUCACUUAAAAUGCCAUCAUAUCUCAUGUCUUUCCGAAAAGAGAAUCUAGAAGGACACUACGUGAAGAUUCACAAGCCCGGAACCUAAUACUUGUGGGGUGACUGCCAACUUUCCUAUAGAAGCAUCAAACGGUGGAACUCCCUAAAAUCACACGAUAAGGCUCCACACAGACUCAUGUAGGAGAAAUUCAGAUUCGAUAAGGGACCCCAUCACUGGGACUUACAUAACUCAUCAAUUGCUGUCUUUAUCAAACUGAAUAAAAAUAGAGGAAAUCAGACCACAGAUUACUUAUCACUAGGAAUAUAUAAUCCGAGUCGCUACAGAAACACCAAUAGAUUCAAUCAAAGAACUCGAACUAUUACCUAACAUCAAUAAAUAAAUCUGCAACAUGUGUGGUACAGAACUGCACCUUUCUAUUGUCAAAAGCGCUCCCUAACCACCCAAACACAUCAAUGAACAGAUAGGUCGCCUAUUCUGCCUAGCAAAGUUUGAGUUGGUUUAUAUUAUCCAGUCAAGGUAUUGAACAUAAUACCUUGUCUUGCAUCACCUAGAUUUCCAGCUCUUUAACAGAUGACUGGUUAUAUUGACGUGAAAAGAUUCUAUUACAGAGCGACAAAGAGUGAAUAUAUUGAAAGGGAAGAAAUUCCUGAAAAUACGAGACUAUAUAAAACCCAUAACUUGUAAAGAUGGUCUCUAGUUGUAUUCUAUUAUUCCAUUUUGGGAUACAAACCCUUGCCUCCUGUCACUCCGAGUUCUCCCUUUGUGGCUGUUUAGUUGUGCUGCUCCAGAUCAUUGAAGGAUUCACAGCGAACGACUGAAGGAUGGAAUAUAUUAGCGAUGGUUAGGUGUAAAGAGUGCGAUGUGUUAACGUAGUAUUUCAUCAUCAACCAAAUACGGCGUCCUAUAAGAGUUUAUAUCGCCCCACCCAUUUGUUGUCAAAUAGCGUCUUCGUGCUAUUAUCAAGUUUACCAACUAACAGCCAUUUCGAAGAGUUACUAAAGAACAGCCAGUAUGUUUUCGGUCUAUUUUUUGAAGAGAUCAAUCACCUUGGUUCGAUGCACGGUUUUGCGUAGUAUUCGGCUGACAAACUUACCGACAUUCAACCCAAACUUAAAAUAUCUAAUGUAACUAACAUCCUUCAUUUGAUGAGUUCUUAAGUAGACAUUUUUCAUAAGUUAGUGCUGUUUGUCAUGAAUUGUUAUAGUCACCUGCAUAACAAUCACCAUCUAGGAGUCGGUGUUUUACCUCUGAAUCUGUGUAUUUAUUAACUUGUCAGUCUUAUAGAAAUUCAAAGUAUGGUUGAUUGAAUAAUAAAUUUCGCAUUUCGUCACUCGAAAUCGUGUCAUGUAUGACAUUUAAGGCACAAAGGUGAUUCAAAACUGCAGUGUAAAAGAACUAAGAGGUUGGUGAUGAAUGGAAUAAAAGUAUGAUUUUGGGGUGGAUUCAUAUUUUGCGACGUUCUAUAUUUAUAAUGGUUGAUGAUAAAGAGAUUUCAAGCAAAUGUUUGACAACUUUCCUAUUCACUGAUACCUCCUGAGACUGCUUGCUAGACAAGAGUACGGGGAAACAAGUGUCAAAUGUUAACAUUUCUUAAUCAUGAAACACUCUUUUAAAUAUAUUUUGAUUGCUAUGUACAGUCGUAUGUAUUUUCACUUAAGGUUGUGCGCUCAAACGUUUGACAUUUUUUGUAGACUUUUGAGGCCAUCUAAUGUCAAGUUUGCUAAAGGAUUGCAUUAAAUACUUUCACACGAAGAACUUAUAUGAAGUCUUAGGAGUGACUAAGAAGUGUGACAAAACUGAACUUCGUAAAGCUUUCUAUAAAUUGUCUUUACUUCAUCAUCCUGAUCGCCAUGACAGUGACUCAAAGUCAGAGGCGACAAAACGUUUUCAAGUACUGUCUAGAGUCUAUUCGUACAUUGAAGAUGAUGAGAAACGUAAAGUCUAUAAUGAGACAGGUGUUAUCGAUGAAGACGAUGAGAUUACAGGCAAAUCGUAUGAUGAUUGGGUUAAAUACUGGCAACUUUUGUUCCCUAAAAUCACAACUGAACUAAUAGAUGACUACUGUAAAAAGUAUAAAGGAAGUGAACAGGAAACGGAAGAUUUGAUCAAGAUCUACAAUCGUUCUAAAGGUGAUAUGGAUAUUAUAAUGGAGUCUUUAAUGCUCACGUCAUAUCGAGAUGAAAGUCGAGUUCGCGGUCUUAUUGACAAAUUAAUAUCCAGUGGUAAAAUUGAUGCAUAUACAAAGUACACACAUGAAAGACCUGAGAAAGCAAGGAGAAGAGCUAAGCGAGCGCUAGAGGAAGAAAAGUUGUUUGCAAAGGAACAGAACAAGAAAAACAAAAAGCAGAUAGUUGAUGUUAACGAAGGAGAUUUGGAUACAUUAGCUAAGGCAAUUCAAGCACGACAUGAAAAUGCAUUAAAAUCAUCAGAAAACUUUCUGGAUAAGAUUGCACAGAAAUAUAGUUCAAAGCAACAGUCGCCAGCUAG
Molecule: messenger RNA, 3370 nt
Organism: Schistosoma spindalis
Lineage: Eukaryota; Metazoa; Platyhelminthes; Trematoda; Strigeidida; Schistosomatidae
Source: the annotation of a GenBank genome assembly